AUAUGAAAAUAUUUAGUAUGCUAAAUAUAUAAACACGUACCACAACACUAUUUGGUGUGAAAAAUGGAUAUCGGUAGUUCGUUGGUGGAUACUUGUCCUGGAAACCUUCAGGGGAUAUCAGGUUACUUGUUUAUAAGUUUAAUAAACAGUUUGGUACAAUCGAAAUGUAAGUUAGGAUCUAGAGAAGCUUACAAUGAAGAUUAUUCUUCACAAAUUCACGAUGGAGACGAAUUUGAUUUUAUAGUAAUAGGUUCAGGAUCAGCAGGUUCUGUCGUUGCUAAUAAAUUAAGUGAAAAUGACAAAUGGAAAGUUUUGGUCUUGGAAGCUGGAGGAUAUCCUUCAGCUGUUAGUGAUAUACCAGCUCUUCUUUUUUACCUUCAAGGAACCGACGAAGAUUGGCAAUACAAAACUGAACCUUCCAAAACUUCUUGUUUAGGUUUCAAAAACGAGCAAUGCAGUUGGCCGCGAGGAAAAGUUUUUGGAGGUAGCAGCGUUCUCAAUGGAAUGUUAUAUAUUAAAGGUAAUAAAAGAGAUUACGACCAUUGGGCAGAGCUCGGUAAUACCAAUUGGGAUUGGGAAAAUGUGAAGCAGCAUUUUAAAAAAUUAGAAAAUAUGCAAGAAGAAAAUGUUAGCGAUCAAUAUGGAAGAGAAGGUUUAAUGAAACUGUCAAGAGUCCAUGCAGAUGAGCCAUUCGUAGAAUCCUUACGCGAAGCUUUCACAUAUUUAGGGUAUAGAAAUCUACAAGAAGAAGAUCCUACGAAUCCUUUAGGAACAUUAGAAGGGUUUCAAUGCAUCGAUGACGGGAUAAGAUAUAACACAGCUAGAGCUUUUUUGGGAAAAGUUAAAGAACGUCCAAAUCUAUUCACUUCUCUACAUUCUUUCGUUAACAAAAUAUUAAUAGAUCCUGCUACUAAAACCGCAAUUGGCGUCGAAGUUAAAAUCGGUGAAAAGAUUUUAAAAGUAAAGGCUAAAAAGGAGGUUAUUUUAUCUGCCGGUUCUAUAAAUUCUCCGCAAAUUCUCAUGUUAUCAGGCAUAGGACCCAAGGAACAUUUAGAAAAUUUAAAUAUAAAGGUAUUCAAAGAUGCUCCUGUUGGUUACAAUUUAGAAGACCACAUGUUAAAUAUAGGCACAUUAGUAACAUUUGCUCCAGAAGCUUUCAAUUUGAAAAAUAAUCAAGACGAAUUAUAUAAAUACUUUAUGUAUCAAAAAGGAGAUUUAGCUUCUGUGGGUAUAUUGAAUUUUUGGAAUUUCUUCAAUACAAAAAAUGAUUCGCAAUAUCCUAACGUCCAAAAUCAUUUAGUUGCUUUUCCGUUGAACGACGAAAAUUUCUUAGAAAAUGUAUUGAGUUCUUUUGGAGAAAAGGAACACAUUUUGAAAAGUAGAGUACAUGCAGUGAAAGGUCGACCAAGUGUAGUGAUUAGCAAUACACUUUUGAACCCCAAGUCAAAAGGUAGGAUUACUUUGAAAAGCGGCGAUCCUCAAGACAAACCUUUGAUAAAUUCAGGAUAUUUCACUGAUGAAAAUGGUGAAGAUUUGCAAACAUUUUUGGAAGCUAUAAGAUUCGUAGAGAACCUUUUGGAGACACCUCCUAUGAAAAAAUUCGAUCCGCAAAUAGUAAAAGUUGACCUUCCCGAUUGCGAUCAAUACGAAUACCGUUCAGACGAUUAUUGGAGAUGUUCUUUAAGACAUCUUACCUCUACUACUUACCAUCCAACAGGAACAUGUAAAAUGGGACCUGCGGGUGAUAAAACUGCUGUGGUAGACCCCGAAUUGAGAGUACACGGUAUAAAAAAUUUACGUGUUGCCGAUGCAAGUAUAAUGCCGAAGAUUGUUAGUGCUAAUACGCAUGCUCCUGCUAUGAUGAUUGGUCAUAAAGCUGGUAUGAUGAUUAAAGAACGAUGGUUGAAUGAAAAAUUAGAAUUAUAAAGAAAAUUGUGAUAAAUUGUAAGGUGAUAAUUAAAAUAAAAUUUAGUACUAGUUUGGAAUAUA
Diorhabda sublineata is the source of this 1989-nucleotide messenger RNA. RefSeq names its product glucose dehydrogenase [FAD, quinone]-like. The record is from RefSeq and is a predicted model, not a curated record. Bases 64 to 1926 code for a protein of 620 amino acids. Gene Ontology annotation, molecular function: flavin adenine dinucleotide binding; oxidoreductase activity, acting on CH-OH group of donors. NCBI's taxonomy places the organism in Eukaryota, Metazoa, Arthropoda, Insecta, Coleoptera, Chrysomelidae. The transcript is spliced from 4 exons.